GGUCAAUUUUAUUGUCAAUUAUUUAAAUAAAAAAGUUUAAAGAGUAUUUAUUAACCCACAUUUAUGACAGUCUCUACGCUUCUUCACCAUCAUCCAUCCUCCUGAUCUGAAGCCCUAAUCUUGGUCGGAUUGAGAGUUGAGACUAAUAUUACGCACAGCAUGACCACUCUGGGACCUCCCAGGCGGGUUGCAAAGAGGCGUUCCCAAGUCAAAAGUCGGGCUAAAAUAGAUGUGGUAGACCUCAAUUCUCCUUCCAUUGUGAGCCACGAACUGGAAAUGUCUUCUGGUUCUGCAUUCUUGCAGGUAUCACAAGGGACAUCUGUUUCUAUGAAUUCACAUCGCAUUCAUCCCACUGGACAGCAUCGUAGUUCUGCAGCACCGUCCAAUGAUGCUCCAAAUAGUUUUAUCAUUGAUGUAGAGGAAAUUGAGGAUGAGGUCCAGCUGCUCCCGCUCCUGGCCUCUGGAAGGUUUCGUGAGGCAAGGAACCUUUCUAGGAGAAAUCAACCUUCAACAGUAUUCCUGGAUGAAGAACUUGACACUGACCCAAGAUCAGUAGCUACAGCCAGAAGUUCAGGAAACAAAAUAGUCAUCAACUGUGAUCUUUAUCCAGAUUUGCAAGAUGAAAAUUCGAAGGGCAAGAAGGUUGUUGAAUCUAUUCAAGAUCCACCAAAGCAACCAACUUUCUCUUGCCCCAUCUGCAUGAACACAAUGACUGAGGCAUCGUCAACUAUUUGUGGCCAUAUUUUCUGUAAGAGCUGCAUCGUGGCCUCCAUUCAAGCACAAAAGAAAUGCCCUACAUGUCGAAGAAAGCUCAAUAUGAACAAUUUCCAUAGGGUGUAUCUUCCAAACAGUGACUGGCUGACUGACUGACGAAUGGAGCAGGACUGCUAUUUGAGUCCAUUUUGAAGGGUUUUAUACCCAUCUACUUAUAAUGUUAUAUAAGAUACUCAAGGCUUUCUUUAUUUUGGAAUAGAUUUUAUAUCAAAUGUAAGUCAAAUUAACUUACCGUGUGCCAAAAACAAAAAUGUAACAGUUGCAAGUGGAUAUUAGCAUAAUUUUCCUAGUUACUGUAGUAAACUAUUUGACA
Molecule: messenger RNA, 1087 nt
Organism: Zingiber officinale
Lineage: Eukaryota; Viridiplantae; Streptophyta; Magnoliopsida; Zingiberales; Zingiberaceae
Product: E3 ubiquitin-protein ligase bre-1-like
Exons: 5
Coding region: 160-870 (236 amino acids)
Source: RefSeq, a predicted model, not a curated record